AUGGAUACUCUCAACCCUCAUCGGCAGGCGCUCUUGGCCACGAGAGAGCGCGCUGCAAUGGACCCAGAUUAUCACUUCCGCCGCAAUCCCCAUGAGCGCCGUCGUCGCGCCCUUGCUAAGCUGGACGAAGCUCCCUUUGGCUGGGCACAUAUUCACACCGUUAUCAUCACCGGCCUUGGGCUCUUCACCAGCGCCUAUGAGAUGUUCGCCAUCAACCUGGCGGUCACCAUGCUGGGUAUUGUUUAUUGGCAGGGCGAAGACUCUGGUUCUGGUAAGAUUCCUUUCGGCCUGGAGGCUGCCAUCAAGGUCGCCACUCUUGCUGGUGCUGCGAUCGGACAGCUCCUCCUCGGUUGGCUCGCAGACCGUAUUGGCCGCAGACGCGUGUACGGCUAUGGACUGAUGGUCAUUAUCUUUACUACUCUGGCUCAAGUUAUGUCCUCUUCCUCUCGUGCCCUUAGUAUGUCUGGUCUCCUGAUCUUCUGGCGAGUAAUUAUGGGUGUUGGAAUUGGUAGCGUCUAUCCUCUUUCUUCUGUGAUCACUUCUGAGUUUGCUACCACCAAAUGGCGUGGUGCCAUGAUGAGUGCCGUCUUUGCCAUGCAGGGCUUCGGCCAAUUUGCAGCUGCCAUAACCGCCCUGAUUGUCACAGUUGGUUUCAAGAAGUCCCUGGAGAGUGCCAAGGACGUUGCUCACUGCACUGGAGCUUGCCAGCUCGCUGUCGACAAGAUGUGGCGUUUUACCAUCGGACUAGGGGCUAUCCCCGCCUGUUUUGCACUCUAUUACCGUCUAGCCAUCCCCGAGACGCCUCGGUUUAACUUUGACAUCACUCGCGACAUCAUUAAGGCGGAUAAGGAUGUUCGCACCUACCUGAGGAAACGGAGGGCGAACGGCACAAGGGAGCCACUGUACACCCCUCCAAUUCAGAAUGGUAUCCCUGACUUUGGUCCCAAGGCCAGCUGGUCCGAUUUCUACGGUCGCUACUCUCAGUGGAAGCAUGGGAAAGUUCUUCUUGCAUUUUACGGUCUUGAUCUGAACAACUCGAUUACCCUUGGCGCUAUUAACCGGACUGGUGCCAAAAACGUCUACGAAAUUCUGUACCGCAAUGCUGUCGGAAACCUUAUCUUGAUCUGCGCUGGUGCCAUUCCUGGAUACUUGGUUGCCAUCGCCACUGUUGACAAGAUCGGACGCAUUCGUAUUCAACUCCUGGGGUUCCUCAUGCUGUCUGUCUUUUUUGCCGUGAUUGGCCUUGCCAACCUGGAUCAAAAUGACAGCGGCCUGCUGGCUCUUUACGUUUUGACACAAUUUUGCUUCAACUUCGGGCCCAGUACAACUACUUUCAUCGUGCCCGGCGAGUGUUUCCCCACACGCUACCGCGCUACUGCCCAUGGGAUCAGUGUAGCCGUCGGCAAGAUUGGCGCCAUUAUCUCGCAGUGUGUCUUUGUUCCUCUUGUUUACCGGGGUGCAAAGGCGCCUGGCGAUGCACCCUGGCUCGAUCAUGUUAUGCAAAUCUUCUGUGGGUUUAUGUUUUGCGGCUUUGCAACGUCCUUCUUCAUCUCCGAGACCAAGCGCCAGAGUCUGGAGGUGCUUUGUGGAGAGAUGGAUCCGCCUCCUCGAACCCAGCAUGCAUACAUCAGAGAUGAAAUCCCACUUCGAGCAGUUGGGCCUGUCCGUGUCGGAAACCCCGUAACUGUUUCCGCCGCCCCAAGAAAGCCUUAG
Messenger RNA from Penicillium egyptiacum, 1713 nucleotides. NCBI's taxonomy places the organism in Eukaryota, Fungi, Ascomycota, Eurotiomycetes, Eurotiales, Aspergillaceae. The record is from the annotation of a GenBank genome assembly.